AUGUCUCACACACCUACACAAACACCCAAUAGAACGGGACGAACUAACAAGAAGUUGCCCAUGAUAGUGGAUAUUGCUCUAGAUGGCGACGGACAGCAACUCUACCAAGUGCACGAGUCGUCAAGACAGGUACGAAAGGAGAUGCCUAUUUCGACCAAUUUUUCCUGCAAUGAAGCCGAAAAGACUCCAAUUCGCAAAAUACUCGGAAUCGUUUCGCCCAGUACGCUCAACCAGAAGAAGGUGAAGGACGAAGAUGAAGAGGGUGAGUUGGGGGAUUAUGCACCACCUGAAUCUGCCACCAAAAGAACAGGAGACUUGAAUAUCUUCACGGGUAACGUCGAAGAUAACUACGAGUUCCAUAACGAGGACAGAGGGUCAACCAACGAUAUUUGGUCGGAUGAUGUCGAAAUGGCGUUCGAGGAAAUUUUGGCCAUUAUCCCCAAAAAGAGCUCUAAUAAGAUUAAGAUCAGUGGUAGAUCCUGUGGUAGAAACGAAUUAAUCUCGGAUUAUAUUUUGAACAAAACGGGCAAAUUCAGAAGUAGAAAACAGGUUUCUAGUCAUAUACAAGUGAUUAAAAAUUUAGGCCAGAAACCCGAUAUUAUUAAGUUAAUUAAUGAGGGGCCUAGCUUUGAGACUGAGAAAGAGAAGGAACGAAACGACAAGAGAUUUGAGGAGAUUUUUUCUAAGAUCAAUUUGGAUAAGUCGUUGGGUAUGACAGACGUGAAGAAACGUAAGGAGUCGGUCAGUUCUUCUACUCAACCCGUUAAAAAGCAAAGAAUAAAUGAAAUUAUUAAAGUUGAAAACUUCUAUAUGCUAAUUAACGAUACGUACGGAGGCAAUCCGAUCAUCCUUACGUUUCAAAAUUCUAAUGACUUGAAAAGCUUGAAAAUAAAGGAAAACGCCAAAAUAUCGAAUAGAUUUCCCGGUUUAAACGAUUUCCAGAACACUGAUAUCCCCAUUCUUCAUAGUAUGGUUAAAGUAUACUUACCCCAUUUGCCCAAAAACUAUACAAUUGAAGGUCUUCAAACGAACUAUUUCCUUCUGGAUUCCCAUCAAUCGAAUUAUUCAGUCUUCACUUGUAUAUAUUCCUUUGGUAAUGAAGUAUUGAAGUUCAACGAUACAAAUGUUAAGGCCAACGAAAACCAACAGUUUUUGCCUAAAUUUUGGAAGUUUUUUAUAUCCAAGUUAGUUAACAAUUCCAACCCAAUGGAGGUUAAUAUGGCUUUCAAAGGUAUCACCAUUAAGCAGAUCAUUUAUGAAUCCAAUGGUGAUUCAAAUAUAGUGUUAAAACUGAAAAUUAAAUCAGUAUCAUUAUGGGAAUUCGCCAAAGUAGAUCAAUUCAAAGAUGCUAGUACUUCAGUAACAAAAUUGUCGUUACCUACCCAAACAAUUGCUGAUAUUCAACCGCUGGCCGUUGAUUAUCAUCCGCCUUCAUUGAACAGCACUACGACUACAUCUACGGCUACAAUGCCACCGACGGUUUCAAGCAUAUUGGAUGACCAUGCUUUCGAGACAAAGCCACAAUUAUCCGUCCAAGAGAAAUUUGAAUCUUUGCAGCACCAUCAAGAGCAACAGCAAAGUCAACCUUUUCAAAAUAUGCUUCAUCCUUCGGUAAACACUAAUCUCAUGAUGGUCUCGAAGGAUAACCAGUCAAAUCAAUUCGGGGGAACUCUUUUCUCCGAAAAUGAAUUUAUGAACAUUAAUUUGGAUGAAUCCCAAUUUAAUUAA
Molecule: messenger RNA, 1728 nt
Organism: Debaryomyces fabryi
Lineage: Eukaryota; Fungi; Ascomycota; Pichiomycetes; Serinales; Debaryomycetaceae
Gene: TEC1
Product: transcription factor TEC1
Exons: 1
Coding region: 1-1728 (575 amino acids)
Biological process (GO): regulation of transcription by RNA polymerase II
Cellular component (GO): transcription regulator complex
Molecular function (GO): DNA-binding transcription factor activity, RNA polymerase II-specific; RNA polymerase II cis-regulatory region sequence-specific DNA binding
Source: RefSeq, a predicted model, not a curated record